Molecule: messenger RNA, 930 nt
Organism: Talaromyces rugulosus
Lineage: Eukaryota; Fungi; Ascomycota; Eurotiomycetes; Eurotiales; Trichocomaceae
Exons: 6
Coding region: 1-930 (309 amino acids)
Source: RefSeq, a predicted model, not a curated record
AUGGCCGGAGGCUGGUCCGAGGAGAAAGUUAACAGGGUAAAAAAUCUCCAGCUCCCACAAAUGCUCAAAUGCAUGGGCUGCCACAAAACCCGCUCUCACACCGCGUAUUCGGGCGGCCAGCUCCAGCGUCUAAGACAGAGUGUUGUGUCUAGGGGCCAAGGUGCUCUCGUUAACCCUCAAGUGCGUUGUCGUAUUUGUACCGGAGGCGAAGCACCGGUCGAGAUCACUUGCAUUAGGUGCGAUAAGCGCAAGUUUGUGGAAGAUUUCUUCAAAGCCCAACGCCAAAACCUCGAUACUGCUACAUGCAUCAACUGCGUUUCGGAUGGACAGAUGGCUCGGCCAUGGGAUGGCAACGAGGGAACAGGGGAUAGCGACAACGAAUACCUCCAUGGCGAUGACGACUGCUCUACAGUAGUAGGGAGCACUUUGGGAGGCGUGUCGCUUCGUAUCGGGGACGUCGGCGAUGAAGCCAACGAAACGUCUAGCAUGAACUCACGUCCUUCAAUCCCUAGCUUGACGGGAUCUCGCCGUGGUAAUGGCGAUGAUUAUGAUGAUGGUGACACAGACUCUUCUGACGGGGAUGGGUUUCUUGAAGAUCCCUCUCAACCUGACACCUCCUCGAUUGUCAACUCCUCAUGGACCAACUCUUCGGCUAUGAGCUCCUCAGCUAUCAACGAGGACAGCCAAGCCAGCGCAUUGUCGAGACUAAGGGACACCCGGGGCGAUUACGACUGGAAGAUGCAAGAACCCAGGUCGAGCAGAUAUAGGCCACCGACAAGCUCCAAGCCAAGCAAAUGGGCUAAAACCAGGGCUCACGAUCCGACUCGCGAUGCCCGAAACAUGCGCAUCCCCGAGCCAUCCGAGGUCGCGGAGGAAGACGACCGGCGUAGCGAAGUCGGAACUUCCGUUCCCCCUGAGUCCUAUCUUUAG